Messenger RNA from Manduca sexta (tobacco hornworm), 1091 nucleotides. Its product is annotated as mast cell protease 1-like. The record is from RefSeq and is a predicted model, not a curated record. Gene Ontology annotation, biological process: proteolysis. Bases 64 to 990 code for a protein of 308 amino acids. NCBI's taxonomy places the organism in Eukaryota, Metazoa, Arthropoda, Insecta, Lepidoptera, Sphingidae. Gene Ontology annotation, molecular function: serine-type endopeptidase activity. The transcript has a single exon.
CAGAACAUGAAAACAUGAUGUUCCAACAAAACACUUAUAGACGAACUAAUAAUCUAAAUUGUAAUGAAAGUAUUUAUAUUAUACAGUAUAUUAAUUAAUUCAGCAAUAAGUGAAUAUGAUAAUCGAAUAAUUACUACAUUAAAGUACUCCAAACAUCAAGUGCAACCGACUAUAGUGAAUGGAGAACCAGCUAAAAAGGGAGAGGUGCCAUUUCUUGUGUCUCUUAAAGAACCUGCGUACAAAAUUGAUGAGGAUCGAACAGUAUGGAAGAAUCUAUGCGGUGGAAGCAUAAUUGGUGAGCUAAAGGUAUUAACCGCGGCUCACUGUUUCGAACAGAAUGAUUUUUAUUACGCAAAUCACCCGCGGAACUUACGCAUCGUUGCUGGAGAUUUACGCAGUGAUUUAGUACAUUCUGGCAAAACAGACACCACUGAAACGACACAACUUAGAAAAAUAGAUAAGGUCGUUUUGCACAAUAACUUUAAUUUCCCGUCACAUGACAUAGCUUUGGUGUUUGUUGAUGAAAAAUGGAAUUACACAGACCAUGUAGACUUUAUAAUACCAGCUAGGAAGAUGACAGAUUACUUAAACGUUUGUGUUACCGCUGGUUUUGGAAGGAUCGGGCAUGGUGUACGAGCUGGCGUCACACCGAUUCUACUUUUAGCGCAAAUAGAAACCAUGACCAGGUGGAAAUGCUCGAUAUUGUGGGAAAUGAAUAUGAACUCGUUCAUUUGCACGGGUUCGGUGUUAACCGACGUGGCGAAGGGGGAUUCUGGAGGUCCAUUAGCUUGCAAGGGAACGAGAGAUCCCGCAGAAGUUCCAGGAAGGAAGUUAUUAGCAGGAGUCGUGAGCGGGAAGAACUUUGACAGAACAACAUUGUACACAAGAGUUUCCGAAUACCACGAUUGGCUCGAAAGAGAUCUCGCGAACAAAAUUAACACAGGGUUGAACAUCGCUUUGCUCUUUUUAAUACAUCUUUUGUUUUAUUGAGAUCAAGACUUUGCGAGUGUCGGAGCGAAUUUAAAAAUUAAUGACUUCCUUUGCAUAAGAACAGGGCUCUAUUAUUCUAUGUAAAACAGUUCUGAGAAAGU